UUUUCGAACGACUCCUAUUUUCGAACGGCCAUUUUGUUCGCGGUUUCUAGCAUUAUAACGAGUGAUGUGACGUCACCGAGCAGCCGAAUUGACAGCAGGAAUUCCCUCGCAUCAGCUCCGACAAAAUGCUUCGCGUGAAGCUUCCAAAGGUUAUCCCUUCAGCUGAGAAAACGAAGUAUAGAGGUUAUCCUGAUGAAAAUAUAACUGAGGCAUAUUCAGCUGUGCUGAAGGAUGGUAUGGCAAUCAGGAAAGCCGCAAGAUUGUUUGGGAUCCCUGUAUCUACUCUCCAUGAUAGAUUAAGUGGCAAGAUCGACAUAACAUGCACAAGACCGGGUCCUGAACCUCUAUUUAACAGACAGGAAGAGGAAAAGUUGGUUGAUCAUGUAAAAAGUAUGGGAUCAUAUGGAUUUGGCUAUACACGCAAUGAUGUCAUCACCAUAGCAACAGACCUUGGAGUUUCCCUUGGGAAAAUAGAGGAUGGUAAGCAGCUGUCACUGCGAUGGUUUUAUGCCUUCUUGAAGAGGUGGCCCGACUUAAAUGUUCAACAACCAAAAUCACUGAAACUUCAAAGAGCGAAAGCUACGACUGAAGAAAAUGUGGCCAAUUACUACUCUCACCUUGAAACCAUACUGGAUUUUACUACAACUGUGAUUGGAUGUGCUAAUGCUAUUGGUAAUGCUUUACCACCUUUCUUCAUGUUCAAGGGACAGAGAAUGAGGGAGGAGCUCCUUGAAGGAUCGUUGCCUGGAACUGCUGGAACUGUUAGUGAAACAGGAUGGUCUAACAGCCAGAUUUUCAGGAACUAUAUCAGUGACCAUUUCCUGAAAUACAGCAUGCCAGCCACUAAGGAGAAGCCUGUCUUGAUUUUGUUUGAUGGCCAUCGUUCUCACGUUUCAGUGGCCUUGAGUGAAUGGGCAAGAAAACGGAACUUGAUUCUGUUUGUACCUCCCGCCCAUACUUCACACAUUUUACAGCCCAUGGAUGUUGGAUGUUUUGGUCCUUUUGAGAGGAUAUAUUGUAACAUCCGUCACGAGUAUCUGCGGGAAAAUGCAGCUAAGAGAGUCCAGAAACAUUCGAUCUGCAGAUUAGGAUGCAAGGCAUAUUCAGCUGCUCUCACACCAGCCAACAUUCAAGCAUUUUUUCGUAAAUGUGGAAUAUCACCAUUCGACAAGCAUGCUGUUAACAAGAUCAAUUUCGUACCAGCUACAGUGUACAAGAAGACAGAGAAUGCAGCCAUGGCAGGCACAGAGAAUCAAACAAAAGCAACAAUAGUCCUGUUAACCACCUCGGCAAGUGAAUUGUCAACCCAAAGAGAAACCAAUCUGCAAACCACUUCAAAAACAACAGUCUCAAACUUUUUCCAACGGCUUGAUAAUGUAAUCUUUGAGGAUCCAAACCCCACAAAAAAGAGAAAUGUGAUGAGUGCAAUUGUCGGAGGAAAAGCUAUUACUGAAACAGCCACAUUGCAGAAGAUGAAGGACCAUGAAGCUGCUCAUCCACCACCACUGAAAAAGACAAGGGGAAAAUCUACCGGAAAAUCUGCUGAACCAUUGCCAAGAACAUCAGGGACCAAAUCAUCAAACAUGAAGAAAACUUUGCAAGUGUCUGACAGUGACUCAGAAAUCGUUGAUGAUGAUGAGGAAGUGUGUUGCAAGUGUAAACUGUUCCAGCCAGUUGAGGUUAGAAGCUGUGUCUCCCUCAUAUUCGUGAAGUGGGCUCAAUGUACACAUCCUACUUGCCAACACCUGGUACAUCUUGGAUUUUGCACUCCAGUUAAAACUGUGCGUUGCAAAUCAGAAUAUUGGUGCCCAUGUCAUGAUGAAAGAGAAGAUUAAAUGUGCUUUAUUCAAAGAAAAGACUGAUGUAAAUAUUUUUGUGUGCAUUUCACAGUUUUCUGACGUUAAAUCUUCGUAUUUGAACUGUGUGAACUUUUUACUGUGAUUUCUGACGAUAUAAUGUCCCCAACGGAGCACCGUACAUCGCCUUACAUUCCUCGGGAAACCCUUCUAUCGGACUGACCAAUCAGUGUUCGAAAACUGGUGACGUCACUUCAUUGAUCGGAUGUUGACAUCGCAUGCAAAUGGCAGCCGCGCUUUUUUAACGAGGAUGUUUCUGACAUUGGAAUUUGUGCUUAUUGCCUGCUGGAAUGUGUCAGCUAAGGUAGGAAACGUAUUUUAUUGUUGUCCGCUGAAUUACUGAUGUUUUAAAAACGCCGUCGCCUUAUCUGUUCGAAAACCGGUUACGCG
Haliotis rubra (blacklip abalone) is the source of this 2246-nucleotide messenger RNA. RefSeq names its product MFS-type transporter clz9-like. Gene Ontology annotation, molecular function: DNA binding. The transcript is spliced from 3 exons. Lineage: Eukaryota; Metazoa; Mollusca; Gastropoda; Lepetellida; Haliotidae. The record is from RefSeq and is a predicted model, not a curated record. Gene Ontology annotation, cellular component: nucleus. The coding region runs from base 126 to 1835 and encodes 569 amino acids.